UGUGGCACAAAGCAAUCUCAUUGUGUCUGAAAUUUUGUCCUCGUUCAUGCUCUCAUGCCCUGUCCUUUCCACCGUUCGACAGCCUUCAGGUCAUGCGUUAAAGGAGACAAGUCACUGAGUGUCCUUCCUCGGGAGGACGACUUUCACGGGGUCACGAGUAUGAGAUUGGGUCCCUUCCUGCUCUCGCUUUGUCGAACAGGGUAUGGAAGAUUGAGAGGACGAGAGAUUGAUGAGAGCUGAUCUUCUCCGUUGAGCAAACGUGUGAUCGCUGUGGAGACUCGCAUACUCACUCAUCUGAGCGAGUCCAACCCCGCCAAUCGACCCUACUCAGCCAUAGUAUCCUUGCUCAGGACUGAAUCCUUCUACGCCGCAAAACGGACACCCUAUCCCUGAGAUGCAUGCUCAUACACGUCACACUGUGCCAGGGAUCAGGCAGGACUCCGAAUUAUACGAUCCCGGCCAGCACACCGACAGGAGCACUCCUCCACCGGGGAGAGACUGGAUCACACAGCAUCCGACCCAAUUCUACGCUAUCCUUGGAGGAGUUCUUGGCAUGAUCCUCGUUGUUUGCCUGUACAUUCUGUGGCGAGGUCCACAUCGGAACAUGUUCAUCUGCUGUCGGCGGCACAAGGCUGUAGAGGACGGAGGUGUCAAUCAAGUGCUGUCUGUCGGGAUAUGGGGAGGGAAGGGUGCUGCCGCUGUGUUCCCUCGGCCCGGUGUCUACUUGACGGAUUUGAAAAGACAAGCAGGAAGCUCCAGUGUCAAGGAUCUCCAUUCGAAUAUCCAGAUUCAUCCCGUUCUGUCGAGUUUCAAUGUCGAAAAGGGUCUAGUCAAGGGCUCGGCCCAGAUCAAGACUGGUCCGACUAUCAUUGAUUGUGGUAUGAGCGGUGUGCCUCUGCCUGGUCCAGAGAUAAGUUCGAAUCAGUCAGUCCCAGCCUCUCCACCGGCUUCGACUUAUACGUUCCGAGCAUUCACACCUGGUCGAGGCGAUCCAAUCAACACGACAGUACCCAACAGCCCGUCUCCGCAAUCUCCCAUCCCGCGUACCCCAGCAUCCAAAUUAGCAAAGGACUGGAAGAGGGAUGACGAGAAGAAACGAAGGGAUACGACAGUCACGAAGAAAUCGUCGGGAUCUUCAUUUGGACAAUCGUACCCUUUGAACGGGGCGGCAGGCUCGUACACUGGUUCGAGAACUUCGCUUGAUUCGCUAAAUCGGGAUUCUGGUGGAGUAAGACUUGCCUCGCCCUUCCUCGCCUCUUCGAAACCUGUUAUUCGACCCCUCGACUCUCCUCGAUUGCCUCACAACCAUCCGCCGCCACUUCCUCAGCAACGGGCAGAUGCGUCUCUCGACUUCUACACUCCUCGAGAUAGACUCGCUGAUCAACGUGCUGUCCUCCCCCCACCGAAAAGCAGACGACCUCCGACCAACUUUUCGUUCGAAACUGGUUCCACUCCUUCAAUGUAUUCCACUUCCACCCCCGCGCAAUCCAUGUACAUCCCAACCUCCAACAACAAUCACAUCAGCACUCAGAAGCAUACCGGAUCAAUUGCAAGCUCCUACGCCGGCCAGUCCGCCGGAUCUGUACCACUUCCACAGAGUGAUAAGCAAGAUCCUUGACUCAUAGUCAUGUCGCUGUAGACUGGUCGUCGCCGCAGUUUCAUGCUGCUCCAGGGUCACAAGAAGGGGAUUGGAGGGUCUCUGUGAUUUCGACUCAUGCGAUGUAGAAAUCAAAGAGAGUCGCGACUGUGGCGGGCAAACGAGAGGAUCUUUGACGAAGGACUUGUGGCGAUGGCUGAGGGGUAGAGGAAGGCUUUCUGUAGAGACCGAGGCAUUGUGCAUUGAGG
This is a messenger RNA of Kockovaella imperatae, 1845 nucleotides long. RefSeq lists its product as hypothetical. The record is from RefSeq and is a predicted model, not a curated record. Bases 395 to 1618 code for a protein of 407 amino acids. The transcript has 3 exons. Lineage: Eukaryota; Fungi; Basidiomycota; Tremellomycetes; Tremellales; Cuniculitremaceae.